This is a messenger RNA of Ixodes scapularis (black-legged tick), 2379 nucleotides long. RefSeq names its product malonyl-CoA decarboxylase, mitochondrial. Gene Ontology annotation, cellular component: peroxisomal matrix; mitochondrial matrix. The record is from RefSeq and is a predicted model, not a curated record. Gene Ontology annotation, molecular function: malonyl-CoA decarboxylase activity. Gene Ontology annotation, biological process: malonyl-CoA catabolic process; fatty acid biosynthetic process; positive regulation of fatty acid oxidation. The transcript is spliced from 11 exons. The coding region runs from base 71 to 1540 and encodes 489 amino acids. Lineage: Eukaryota; Metazoa; Arthropoda; Arachnida; Ixodida; Ixodidae.
AGACAACUGUCAACCGUUUGUAUUCGGAUCAGUAUGUGUCAGUUUAGCCAAGACCUCGACAGGCUAACCAAUGUUUUCGUAUUUCUUCAGAAGAAAUGUAUGUACCCGGGACAAGUAUGUACCCGGGACAAGGAUGAUGUCAAGCAUUAAGAUUGACAUGAAAACCGUGGACUUAAAAGCUCUAACAGGCUCCAUCAUUGAAUACAAGGAGACGAGCCACGGAGAGAGCAAACUGAAAACCUUCUGCUCCAUCUACAAGCAGGGAACAAAAGAUGAAAGAUAUGCAUUCCUGCAGCACCUGGCAAAGGAGUUCUACAUAAACAGGGACCGGUUUGAGUCUGCAGUUAGGCACUACCUGGACACCCGUGUGGAGGAAUCUGCCUUCAGGCUCCGAGACGAAGAACGUCUGAGCACUCUCCUCACGCCAAAGUACCUCUCGUUCUUCCACAUCCUUGGCCGAAGUGAAGGCGGAGUGAAGUUCCUUGUGGACAUGAGGGAAGACCUUCUGGAUCUAAUCUCGUCGUCGCAGCUGGAAAGUCCUUCCUCCUACGACGUUCGACACAUGAAUACCAUAUUGAAGGAACUCUUAUCGCUUUGGUUCACCGUUGGCUUCAUGAAGUUGGAGCGCAUCACUUGGCAGUCUUCCUGCGAGAUGUUACAGAAGAUCUCGGACUAUGAGGCUGUGCACCCCGUCCGCAACUGGACGGAUCUGAAGCGCCGGGUGGGUCCGUACCGGCGCUGCUAUGUCAUCACCCACAGCUGCAUGCCAGGUGAACCCAUCGUGGUGCUUCACACGGCGCUCACCAACUCCAUCUCGGCCUCCAUCCAGAGGAUAAUUGUGGGCUAUAAGCCGGAUCGGGCUGAGUCUCAGGCUUCCGACGAAUGGGAAGACGACAAGGUCAUCAAGGCGGCUAUUUUCUACUCAAUCUCUUCCACUCAGAAAGGUCUGCAGGGCAUAGAGCUGGGCAAGUACCUGAUCAAGGGGGUCGUGAAGGAAGUCAAGGCAGAGUUUCCCCACAUCCAGGAUUUCUCUUCCCUCUCGCCCAUCCCCGGCUUCAAGAACUGGCUUGUUUCGGAAGUCCACAAGAUCAUCAAAGGUCAGCCAGAAAGUAGGAAGCUCCUAAAUCAGCGUGAGCUUGAGGAGAUUGUGGCACCAUACCGGGAAGACAGGGAACCGCUUGAGGCUCUCCUGAGGCUGCUCAGGAACAAUGGCUGGUACCAGGUACCAGAGCUGGUGCAGCGGUUGGAAGCACCUCUCAUGCGCCUGUGUGCCUUCUACCUCUACCACGAGAAGAGGCGCGGCUAUGCGCUCAACGGCGUUGCAAAUUUCCAUCUAAAGAAUGGUGCCGUAAUUUGGAGACUCAACUGGCUUGGAGACAUCUCUCCAAGGGGACUUUCAGCAUCAUGUUCCAUCAUGGUCAACUACAGGUACUACCUGGAUGAAAUGGAGACGAACAGACAGAAAUAUCUUGAGCAUUUCACUGUCCCUGCCUCGGACAUCUUCCUUGAGCACCUGAAGCCUUUGCAGUCCUCGCUAUAAGAGAGGCUGUGGAGCUGCUUUAAAAAUGUUGGACUGCACUUCGUAAUCUCCCGCUUUAUGGACAAUCGGCAAGAGGCAUGACAUGCCAGCUGAAGAACAUAUGGAGCCUAAAGGAGAGCACUUCUUGUUGUGCUUGUUGAUGAACUAUAAUAUAUUCAAACCUCUCUGUUGGCUCGAAAAACUAAAGCUUUGUUUUUCUAUACCAUGGAUGAACUUUUACAGAAUUGUACAUAAAAUGUUUUCUUUUUUCUGUGUCCAGCCUUCUUUCUUUACCAAAACAAGUUUGGCCUACUCCUGAAAUGUGUGUGUGAAGUUGUUUUUUUACAAACACUAAGGAGCAUUAUAAAGAAUAUAAAUUUUUAAAUGUUGAUUCUUCUGACAUACUUUAGUAUAGACCCUUUCACAAAUGUUGUGCUAUCCAGCAGAAGUUUUUCAAAACUAUGCUAGGGCUCUUAGGCCGGCCAUCAUAGGUCGCCAUUAAUAUGUUAACAGUUUUUCAUAGUCUUGUGUUCCUGCUGUGGCUUCGACGCUAUGCAGGGGAUGUCUUUUAUUUGCUGCAUUUGGCUGUGGGACCAGUGAGCUGUGACAGGUAGUAAAGGAGACAGUGUGUUACCUUUUAUUUUGCUAAUCAGCUGAAACUGCUUAUUGGUAAGGUAUCUUAAUAUAUAGAUAUAGAUAUAGAUAUAUAUACAUACAGUUUUUUUAGUGGUACUCUUUUCUUCAGUUAGGCCAUGCAGUAGUUUUUCAUUGAAAUGGACUUUGACAUUGGAGUGCUGUGUAAAGAAACACAUCAAUAGUUUCUUUUACUCGGCUCAGACACUAUGCCUGCAGGCACUUAU